Messenger RNA from Branchiostoma belcheri (Belcher's lancelet), 1795 nucleotides. RefSeq lists its product as uncharacterized. The record is from RefSeq and is a predicted model, not a curated record. The transcript is spliced from 8 exons. The annotation marks the transcript as partial. NCBI's taxonomy places the organism in Eukaryota, Metazoa, Chordata, Leptocardii, Amphioxiformes, Branchiostomatidae.
GUCAUCUCCAUGUUGAACGCGAUGGGCCUUGCCAGUUCCUACAAGGCAGCAUGGAACUUUCUGGCCACAUUUGCUGAAAAGCAGAGAUCCAACCCCCCUCUGGACAGCACCAAGCCCUGGGUGCUUUUCUUCGAUAAUGUCAACAUCCUUAAGAGAGUGGGGCAUGUGAGGAUGGGCAAGCAAAAUGAGAUGUAUAACUGGACGAGUCGUCUGGCAGUGGAAGUGGAGAAUGAAGACAAGAAUGCCAGCAGAGAACCACAGGGUAGAAGGCAGGACCUGUCACCAGCUGACAUCCUAGUCAACAGUGACGACAUUCAGGACCUGCAAGACAGGUUCACGCAAAAAGUGAAGGCUGUCUUGGUAGAACACUUCCCAAGCCUGGAGAAGUUCAAGGACACCCUCCGAAAGCCUUCAAGUCCCUUCCCUGUUAAGAAGAGCGUGGUCAUCCCUCUGCCCCUGGAAGACAAGGAUGAGUCCAAGAAAGCGGACACCAUUGAAAUACUCCUCACAUUUGCUAAGGAACUGAACCUCAGGGAUUGCAUGAAGGACCAGGCUGUGGUAGGAGACCAAGCCUCCUGUAAAAAUGUUCGUGGAGCCCGUGGCUGGCGCCUUGGAGAGGAGGAUCCCGUGGAGAGGUUGGACUGGGCAAAGGAGAGUCCAGGUGACUUUCACUUCCUUUGGGAGGCUUUGAGGACUGCCACGCUGUCCACAUGGGGGCUGCCCACGGAGGUGGGGUCUUUGUCACAAAUCAGGGUCACCAUCAACAGGACAAGGGUGGACAAAGGUUGUAAGAAUUUUGCUCUAUCUGACGAGUUCCUUUGCCACGCCGCCACUGGACACCUCGUGGCAGCCCUAGCAUCAUUCCUUGGAUUGGCAACUCCUGACGAUCCGUACAACUGUACCAGCAGCGACGAAUUCGAGCAGUUGGCCACCACCUUUGUCACUGACGUUGUCUUCCCCGGGCCAUGGACUGAAGACAGCGACCAAGUUCGAAACAGAGCCAGGCUAUUGCUGUACAUGGGGCUACUUUACAUGGAUCUUAGGACAUCAAUCAGGUACCAGAUGGGGGAGACUGUAAUCCAACACUGGAAGCUGUGGUUUGAGCUCUUCCUGGGGAGUAAGCGUAGCCAGUAUGCCUGUGAGGCCGCUAACCUGCUGGCGAACCUGAAGGCUGAUUGGUCCCCGUACAUGGCACACCUGCACACCCACAACAGGUGUGUCAACAUCAGCGGCCAGGAGGGAAGAGCCAAGCCUGUGGAUAUGCUUGGGGAGCACUACAAUAGGAUCAUCAAGACAACGUGUCAUUCUUCUGGGGGAAGACUUCAGUUCAAGCAUGCACAAGACAUAAGCCUAGCAGUGCAAGUCUUCGAUGCAGCCAAACAAUUCACGGACGGCUUGUGUCGCAGCGGGAGAUCCUCCAGCCACACAACAACAUCGGCAACAGAAGACAUCAAGGCCAUCACAAAGAUGAUCAUACAGCAUGGAGUUCACACUGAAACAGCUGGUAGGAACUUGAAGUGGUCCGACCCUCGUGCAGUCGCAAGGGAACGUAUCAACGAUGACAAGUGGCUGGUCAACUACCUAAAUCGCGGGGCAGAGCCAGAGGAUGAUGAGCCACAUACACCAGGUGAUCAAGACGACCCGGAUGCUGAAGAAGAUAUACAAGCAGCUGCAUGGGAACCUGGCCUUAUGGAGCUUGAGCUGUCAUGAGCUGCUGGGUUUGUAGCAACCUGUGCCGCACUGGGAUGUAGCAGGUACGCUCCUCUGGGUGCUGUGGUCUCCUCCUGGCAGAAAG